GCCAAAUAAAAAGUGAAAACCGGAAUACAAAAAUAUUAUUUUAAGUUUAUUUUUAAAAUAGUUAUGCAAUAUUAAAAAUCGACUAUUAUAAAUAAAUGCUAACCACCUGAAGUUGAAGGUUAUCUUUUGUAAUCGCGAAGUAUAUUUUCAAAUCAAGAAGAAAGAAUACCUAUAGUUUUUGCUGUAUUGACCAGUUUUUUUUAUUAAUAUUGGAAGAAAAUUGGUUUCAGAUAUUUGUAAAAAGAAAAACAUGUUGAAAUAUAAAGUAAGACAGGUUUCAAGGUUUCAGGUUCUAGCCAAUAUGUUCAAAAACAUUAAAUUUACCAAUCAAUUUACUCGUAAUAAUUAUACACAAGAAGCUUCUCUACCUAACAAAAUUGAAAAAACAAUUAAUAAAGUCACACUCUUGGGACGAGUUGGGGCAGAUCCACAAAAACGAGGUACAGAUGAUCAUCCUGUUGUUGUAUUUUCAUUGGCUACACACCAAAAUUAUAUUAACAGUAAUGAAGAAAAUACUCAAAAGACUGACUGGCAUCGUAUUGUUGUAUUUAAACCUGGAUUACGAGAUACCGUAUACAAUUACCUUCAAAAAGGACAACGUAUACAUGUUAGUGGAAGGAUAAUGUAUGGUGAAUUGAAAGAUGAAUCUGGUAAUUCUCGAACAACAACAUCUAUUGCUGCUGAUGAUAUUAUAUUUUUUAAUUCAAAAAACUAAAAUCAUACAUUUAAAUUGAAUUUAAUUGAUGCCAUAUUAUAUUUAAAUUUUUCCUUUAGUUCAUAGAAAAGAUACAUCAUGAUUUUAGUUAUUACUUAUAUUUUUAUGAUUCAAUAUUUUUUCUAAUUUAUUAAUAAAAUUUAAUACAAAAAAAAAAAAAAGAUUUAUAUUUUAUACUAAUACUUUAAAUUAUUACAAAUAUUAUAUUAGUAAUAUGAGGUGUAAUUUAGUUUGAGUAAUUGCGUAAUUCAGGCUUCAAAAAUUAUUUCAUUUGAAUUGUAUAUUAAUUAUAACUAGGGACCGGAUUUAUAUGCAAAUGCAUAUAUGUAU
Molecule: messenger RNA, 1045 nt
Organism: Sipha flava (yellow sugarcane aphid)
Lineage: Eukaryota; Metazoa; Arthropoda; Insecta; Hemiptera; Aphididae
Gene: mtSSB
Product: single-stranded DNA-binding protein, mitochondrial
Exons: 5
Coding region: 251-715 (154 amino acids)
Biological process (GO): positive regulation of helicase activity; mitochondrial DNA replication
Cellular component (GO): mitochondrial nucleoid
Molecular function (GO): single-stranded DNA binding
Source: RefSeq, a predicted model, not a curated record